ACAGCAACAUUGUACCCAUCAGUGUCAAAAUGCCAUACUACCAGGCUGGAAUACAACUGGAAAAAAAUGACUUUCACAUCAAGCUCCACACAAAGGUUGGCAUCACUGUCAUGUGGUACAACAAUGCAGUCAUGGUGGAAAUUGGUGAUGAAUACAUUAAUCGCACUUGUGCACUUUGUGGAAAUUUCAAUGGCAAUUCAAACUACAAUGACUUCAGUGAUGAAGGUCAACAAAUCAGCCCCAUGAAGUUUGGCAAGAAAUGGAGAACCCCUCGUCCAAAUGAUAACUGUGAGGACCCCAAUGAAGAGGCAGAUACAUCACUGGAGACUGAGAAUGUGACAGAGGAGUGCGAGGAGUUUGAAAACAUCUGCAAAGACUUCUUUGAAGAUAAAUCCUGGAGCUCCUGCACCGAUCAGAUUGACCCUGAGCCUUACAUUAAAGCCUGUAUGCAGGAUAUGUGCCGCUGUAGCAAUACAAAUGACUCCUGUGUCUGCAGCACAUACUCUGAGUUCUCUCGACAGUGCUCCCAUGCUGGGGGAAAACCUCCCAACUGGAGGACUCCCGAGUUGUGUGCUAAACACUGUCCGCCCACCAUGGUAUAUGAUGAGUAUGGGUCUCCUUGCAUCGAUACCUGCAGAUUCCCAGACACAAGUUUACUUUGUGAAGAUCAAAACAUAGACGGCUGCUUCUGUCCUCCUGGAACUGUGUUUAAUGAUGUUUCCAUGAGGGGGUGUAUUCCUCUUUCUGAAUGUCCGUGCAAACGUGACAAAAUCUAUGAGUCCAAUGAGAUUUACCAAGAGGAGGGAAAAAACUGGAUUAUGUGAGUCCAAAUUUUACCAUUCUGGUCCAUUUGACACAAUGUGCAAAUCAAGAAUACGACACUUGUCUCAA
Oreochromis aureus is the source of this 891-nucleotide messenger RNA. RefSeq names its product mucin-2-like. The coding region runs from base 30 to 824 and encodes 264 amino acids. The transcript is spliced from 8 exons. Gene Ontology annotation, cellular component: extracellular matrix. NCBI's taxonomy places the organism in Eukaryota, Metazoa, Chordata, Actinopteri, Cichliformes, Cichlidae. The record is from RefSeq and is a predicted model, not a curated record.